Messenger RNA from Gilbertella persicaria, 1859 nucleotides. RefSeq lists its product as uncharacterized. The transcript is spliced from 11 exons. Gene Ontology annotation, molecular function: K63-linked deubiquitinase activity; metal-dependent deubiquitinase activity; protein binding. The record is from RefSeq and is a predicted model, not a curated record. Gene Ontology annotation, cellular component: membrane; endosome. Gene Ontology annotation, biological process: protein K63-linked deubiquitination. Bases 225 to 1652 code for a protein of 475 amino acids. NCBI's taxonomy places the organism in Eukaryota, Fungi, Mucoromycota, Mucoromycetes, Mucorales, Choanephoraceae.
UCACCAGCCUUGCUAGAGACAGCAUAAGGUUGACGCUUGUUCUUGGCCAUGUUAGUGUGGACAAAGUUGACAAUGUCAGGACGAAUAGGAGCCUUGAAGACAGCGGGGAGGGGAACAGUAGUAGAGACACUCUUGCCGUUGUCGGCAUAGACGUUAAGAACAGGUCUGGCAGCGGACAUCUUGUAUAUUAGAUGAAGAUAAAAAGAAAGAGAUUCAAAGGAUAGAUGUUCCGUGGAGACCAAGACCCUAAGAACAAUGGGAAGGGCUCUCGAGCCGGAAGCACAUUGAAUGUCCGCAUUGCUUAUUUUAAAAUUGGAUUCGCUUGGCCUUUUCCCGUUUCCCUUUAUUCCCUUUCUCUCUUUAUCAUGUCUAUACCGAGGUCACCAGCCGAACUAGAAAAGCAAACAGCUAUUUCUGUUGACCCAAAUAUACCUAUUAGACUCUACUUUCGCUCUGCCGACUUGUUAUUGAAACAAGCCCGGGUUUAUAAACUAGAACACGACUUGGAACGUACUUAUAUCUUGUACAUGAAAUACACAAACUUAGGUAUCAAUGAACUACCUAAACAUCCGGCCUACCGAAAUCCAGAAAACAAAAAAAGUCUUAAAUUAUUAAACAAAAAUUGCUUGGAGGCAUUAGAAGCCUUAGAAACCAUGAAGCCAGCUCUGGAAGAAGCAUACAAUGUCUAUUUGGAAAAGGUACAAAAAGUGAAGCAGUCGGUUCCAAACAAAACCAGCCAAUGGCAACCACAAACACAAGAAAAGAGUCCAACCCAUGACCAAGUUGAAUGGAAUCUUCAAGAGGCUUUGAAAGGUGUUGCAGGUGUUGGUAUCAACGAAGGAACUCGACCAACGCAUUAUCAACAAUACCCAACAACUGAAUAUCCAAAUCAUUCAUUGUUUAAUCAAAGUGACAGGUUUACUUAUCAAAGUAACCAUAUCAAGCCAUCUGCACCACCAGAAUUACCUCCUAAACUUCAUCUUUUGCCUGCACUACCACCCAAACUACCUCUUCCACACCACAAGGCGCCAGAAUUACCACCCAAGAUCAAGUUAGAACAAGAACAGCGUACUAGAGGACCUACAACAGAUGCAUCUACUGAAAGAGGAGAACCACUUCGACAAAUGUUGUUGCCUAAGGGUAUUCAUUCUCGGUUCCUUUUGAUUGCAGAACCCAAUACGAGGAAUAAGAUUGAAACAUGUGGUAUUUUGGCUGGUACUUUGAAAAACAAUAUCUUAAGGAUCACUACUUUGAUUAUACCCAAACAGACAGGCACAGCAGAUACUUGUACAACAGAAAAUGAAGAGGAUUUGUUUGAUAUCCAAGACAAACAUGACUUAUUGACUUUUGGUUGGAUUCAUACACAUCCUACACAAUCUUGUUUUUUGAGUUCUCUGGAUCUACAUACACAUUGUUCGUAUCAACUUAUGCUGCCUGAAGCCAUUGCCAUUGUGUGUGCCCCUUCAUAUCAACCCAACUUUGGUAUAUUUCGAUUGACAGAUCCUCCUGGGUUAGAUAUCAUUAGCGAAUGUAAGCAGACACCUGCUUUUCACCCUCAUCCAGAUUUGCCCAUUUAUACGAGUGCACAAGAAGCAGGUGGUCAUAUUCAAAUAGCGGAUUAUGAUUUUAAAGUUUUGGAUUUACGAAAAUAAAACUUUUUUUUUCUUCUUUAGUGCAAAUGAUUAGAAACAAAAGAGGUGAAGCAAAUGAACUUAACCGCUUUCUAAGGCUGUGUUUCGUCUCUUGUUGAUGAUAUGUUAUUAUUCUAUACACUUGACAUGAUGCACUAUGGUUCUUUUUAUCAAUAAUAGUAAUAAAAAUAAAAUAGAAUAAAUAAAAAUACGCGACGUGUCUUUUUU